CCGAUGGUCAUAUUUCAAGCUUGGGUGACCUGUGGUACGAGCGUGAAUUGAAUAUUUCUGUGGAUAAAGUUGUUUUAUCUUGUAAGAACGUUUGUGCCUACCAUUUACAUGGGCAAACCGGUCGGAUCAAGGAAAUGUUGAAUGAAUGAUCAUUGUGGCAAGAAAUGGAGAUUAAUAAAACGUAGAUUGUCUAUUCAUCGAUACCCUGAAUCUUAAAAUCCCAUUUUACCACGGCUUACAAGCGAUAAUGAGAUGCAGUCUCCCUUUGCAUCAGUGCGUGCUGCCGCUAUUGCAAUUCACUCAAUCAGUCAUGCUUUUUACCAUUGAUUAAUACGCAACGCAGUCUUGAUGAAUGAGAUUCUAUUUAUAUAUUGGACUAGCCUAUACUAAUUCCGUGUUCGAUAUUAAAGCGGCGAAGACAAUUUAAGGCAAGCAGUUAGGUUUGAGUCAGUCGAGGAGACGGAGGGUCUGAAGUUUUCGCAUGUGAGGUCUUAGUUUUCGUCGCACCCGAUAAGCAAGAUGGCAACAACCAACAGUGCUUUCAGAACAGAAACCAGAGAUGAGCAUCUUUACAAUCACAUAGAGUUGUUCAAUAGGUCGUCUUCUCCAAUUAAUGCUCCUGCAGCAAACCGUUACCAAAAUUGCAGAGAGCAACAACCGACAGAAAAUCAGAUCGCGACAGGUCGGCGUAUGUACAGUGAUUACAGAACAGAAUCCAACAAUGAACACCUUUACAAUAACAUUCAGUCAAUCAAUGAACCGUCUUCACCCGGCACCGAAAGCCAAGCAGCAUACCAAACUUCCCACUGUAGUUUUCGUCGCACCCAACGAAGUGUGGCAGCACUCAAUGCACUCAAUAGUGCUUUCAGAGCAGAAUCCAGCUAUGAAAAUCUUUAUGAUCAUAUAGAGUUAUCUAAUAUGCAGUCAUUACCCAGGUGUUUACCAAGCGGAGCCCCACCAGUAAACCAAGCUUACCAAGAGGAAGCAGUAUACCAGAACUACGAAGGGAAUAACAGACCAGUAGCAAGCAAUAGUGCUUUUAGAGCAGAACCCAACGAUGAACAUCUUUAUAAUCACAUAGAAUUAUCCAAUAGACAGCCUGUACCAAGCGGAUCCCCAGCGGCAAACCAAAUUUACCAAGAAGAAGCAGCAAACCAGAAUUACGAAGGGAAUAACAGACCA
Messenger RNA from Porites lobata, 1182 nucleotides. The record is from the annotation of a GenBank genome assembly. NCBI's taxonomy places the organism in Eukaryota, Metazoa, Cnidaria, Anthozoa, Scleractinia, Poritidae.